This is a messenger RNA of Amyelois transitella, 2106 nucleotides long. RefSeq lists its product as uncharacterized. The transcript has 2 exons. Lineage: Eukaryota; Metazoa; Arthropoda; Insecta; Lepidoptera; Pyralidae. The record is from RefSeq and is a predicted model, not a curated record. The coding region runs from base 1 to 2106 and encodes 701 amino acids. Gene Ontology annotation, molecular function: zinc ion binding; nucleic acid binding.
AUGAAUGGCGGGGGGGGAACCCCGUCCCGAGCGCCCAACAUCACUUUCAGGGACCAAACCCUAGUAAAAAAGGACAAAAAUGAAAUGUCGCUUCUGAAGACUACACUACCCCAGGAGGGUACCGGCCGCUCCGCGGUCGGAGAAUCCCUCCCCGCGUCCUCGGGCGCGGGCUGCCCCACCGUAUCUGGGGGGGGCAAGAACCGACAUAGGGACGUAAGUCCCUUAAUUCUGACGCCGCAGCCAGAGGCUGGCUCACUUUCCGAUGCGGAAUGGGUGAGCGUAGAGAGUCUGUUCGAGGAGCAACCCCGGCAGCGGGCUCCAAAAAGGGGCCGUGAGGGGGAUGAUUGUGCCAGUGCAGAAAUGCCGGCACCGAAAGCGCCCAAGGCGCCAACUAUGAAGGCCGUGAAAGCGGCCAAAAAAGGUGGUCGGCCGAAGUCGACUUUGUCCGCUGACGCCCGUCGGGAGUUAGUGGCGGCAAAGCGCGACGAGGCCGAAAAGGUCAAAAAGGCGGAGACGCUGCAGGCGACAUCGCCCGCAGACAAGGGCACCCUUGGGGACCAGGCCGCAACGAAUAUAAAAAUUAUUCGGGAAAUUGCGGCCCAUUCAGGGAACCUCAAGGGUACGUUUCAAAAGGGCCUGAAGGACGCUGCAGCGUCCCUAGAGAAGGUCAUGUCGGCUCUGAGCUCCGGGUCGACAGGUGAGGAGACUGAGCGCCUGCGCGAAAUCUGCGAGCGCAUGGAAAAUAAGAUCUCCUCACUUGAGAAGGAAAUGGCGGAGCUCAGAGCCGCCGUAGAAAGGGAGCGUCGGGCGGAAUUCCGGCAGGAGAAGACUGAGGUGCUGCAGCGCCUCAUUCUCACCACAAUGGGUCCUGUGCUGGACGCCCGUUUUGAGGGCCUCCAGGACCGUCUCCUGCCGGCGCCCCCCCUACCGACCCCUGAUCCUAAGCCCAGAAAGGGCAAAGGCAAACGGGGUAGGAAGGGAAAGGGCAAGAAAGGGAACUCUGCCCCUACGGCGCCUGAGCCGGUACCGUUGGCGACUCCACCACUGUCGUCACCGAGGUUGGCCAACUCUCCAUCCUACGCAGCCGUAACGGCUGCGCCGGCGUCACGGCCACCCGCUCCGCCACCGGCUCCUGGGCCAUCAGAAGUGCCCUGGAAGAAGGUGCCGGAGAAGGGCUCCAGGAGGAAGGCCGCCGCUGCCGCUGCCCCACCCCGGGGUAACCAGGCUGCAGCCAAAAAAGAGAAGGGUCCACAACCGCUCAAACUCCGCCCACCGCGGUCGGCUGCGGUUGUGAUCAGGCUGCGGCCGGACGCGGAAAAGCGUGGAGCGACCUAUGGUCAGGUCAUGGAUCUGGCCAUGGGUAAAGUGGACCUCGGCGCCCUGGGUAUACCCGGGGUCAAGUUUAAAAAGGCGGCUACCGGUGCCCGCAUUUUAGAAAUCGCGGGUACUGAGAAGGACGCAAAGGCCAACCUCCUGGCGUCCAAAUUAAAGGAGGUCCUGGAUCCCCAGGUAGCGGAAGUAUCCAGGCCUCAGAAAUACGCCGAUUUGCGCAUGCUGGAGCUGUGCGACUCUGCCACCCCAGCUGUGGUGUGUGGUGCGAUCGCCCGGGCUGGUCAAUGCCCCGAAUCCGAAAUCCGGGUCGGGGACAUUCGGGAGGACCGCACGGGCGUUCGUACCGCCUUCGUCAGGUGUCCCAUCGCGGCGGCCAAACGGCUGACCGCCAACGGCACCAGGCUUCUAGUCGGAUGGGUUUCGGCGCAGGUAAAACUGCUGCCGGCUAGGCCCAUGCAGUGCUUCCGCUGCCUAGAGACGGGUCAUGUCUCGCAGCGGUGCACUGCCGAGUCCGACAGGAGCCUGCUGUGCGACAGGUGCGGCGAGCCGGGUCACAAGGCCGCGGCGUGCAACGCCGCCCCCAAGUGCAUCUUGUGCGCGGGGGCAGGCAAACCGACGGGGCACCGCGUGGGGAGCAAAGCGUGCUCCAGCACGCGCCAAAACCAAAAAAGAAGGAGAGGUGGGAAGCGGGGUGCGUUCGCGGCUACGGCCCAGACGCAACCUGCUCGUGCGGCUCAGAGCGCCGAGGCGAUGGAAACGGGGGCCUCUGAAUAA